Molecule: messenger RNA, 1867 nt
Organism: Dunckerocampus dactyliophorus (ringed pipefish)
Lineage: Eukaryota; Metazoa; Chordata; Actinopteri; Syngnathiformes; Syngnathidae
Gene: ift57
Product: intraflagellar transport 57 homolog (Chlamydomonas)
Exons: 12
Coding region: 160-1413 (417 amino acids)
Biological process (GO): non-motile cilium assembly; intraciliary transport
Cellular component (GO): cilium; centrosome; Golgi apparatus
Source: RefSeq, a predicted model, not a curated record
GUUAGAAGAAGAAGAAGGUCUAGUAGUUUAUUGCUAAACGUAAAUAGAGUACAGUAAGUCGAGUCUUUAGCGGUUUAACGUCCUCGAUGGUGUGUGCGUGUGAUUUCACGUUUUGUGGAGAUCCACUUGGGCCGAAGAGAACCAGCUCGCUGGUGCGGCAUGACUGACGUCGCCAUGGCGGACGACGGUCGCCGUGGUGAGGAGGAUGAACGCGGCCCCGGAGCACCUCACCAAGUGUUUGUGCUCAUGGAGGCUUUACUGGAGAAGCUGAAGGUGUUGAACUACGAAGAGGAGCUUCUGUCCAAACACAACAUGAAGACUCUGUCCAGACAUUACUUUGUGUCCAGUCCUUACUUGGUGUCCAACCCGGGCGAGCAGUUCUACAUGUUCACCAUCAUGGCGGCCUGGCUCAUCAAUGUGUGCGGGAGGAGCUUCUCCAAACCUCAAGAAGAUGACGAGCCCACUGCCACCGUGUCGAACAUCCUGGCGGAGCUUCGAGCUUUUGGGCUGAAGGUGGACUUUCCGCCUUCCAAACUGAAGUCGGGUUCAGGCGAGCACGUCUGCUUUGUGUUGGACAAACUGGCUGACGAGGCCCUCAGGAGGCGGGGCUUCUCAUUUAAAAGGCCUAACUACCCGACUGAGAGCACAGAAGAAGAGUCGGUGAUGGAGGAUGAUGCUGAGUUGAGUCUCAACAAAGUGGAGGAGUUCAUGGAGGAGCCUGAUGAAGACGAGGAGAACCUGGUGGAUUUGGAGGCUCUGACCCUUAAGAGUAGUCUCACUGAAGCGGCGACGGCUGCCAAACCUGACAACAUCCUGCAGUCCACGGUGGAUGUGGCCGCGUGGAACCUGGAGGUGGAACGAGUCCUGCCACUGCUCAAAGUCACCAUCAGAACAGACAACAAAGACUGGAGGAUCCAUUUGGAUCAGAUGCACCAGCACCAGGAUGGGAUCCAGUCCUCACUCCAAGAGGCCAAGAGCUACCUGGACAAAGUUCAGGAGGACAUAAGUAAGACACUGGAGAAGGUGUCCAGCCGAGAGAAAUACAUCAACAAGCAGCUAGAAGACGUCAUCAGCGAGUACCGUGACGCGCAGGCCAAACUGAGCGAGGGCAGGGAGCGCUACCAGCUUGCCAGCCGGGUCGUGGCCCAGAGGACCCGAGUCCUGGCCGAGAUUAGUGAGGAGUUGGAGAAGGUGAAGCAGGAGAUGGAGGAGAGAGGCAGCAGCAUGUCUGAUGGAGCGGCGGUGGUGAAGAUCAAACAGAGUGUGAGCAAGCUGAAGCAGGAGAUCAUGAAGAUGGACGUGAGGGUGGGCGUGGUGGAGCACAUGCUUCUGCAGGCCAAACUCAAGGAGAAGUCCAACAUGACCAUGGAUCUGCAUGCCGCAAACAUGGCCGCCACAGCAGCCUUUGUCUGAGUCCACCUCAACCGCAGCUACUUUUCCCCCAAAUCCGCCGUCCAGUCCGUUUCAAGCAUAAAUCAGUGCAUUUACAUGCACAAAAAAAAAUUAUGGCAUGAAUUUGCAUAAAACUACCUUUUGAAAAUGUAAACACCUUAAAUAGAUGGUGUUUGGCUUUUUAAAAGUCAGAUUAACAUACCUAGAUUAUUCAUUUGGAAACGCUUGCAAGUCUGUGCUACUGGAGCACAGCCGUCAUUCUGCGCGUCUCCAUGGCAGGACGUAAUCCGGAUCAUGAUCAAGAAAUUGCAAAAUGUUCACUGUAUGCACAUUGCGAGUAGCUGUUCAAGCUAAUAUGUGUCCAUGUUCGGUGAAUGUAACUUCAGCUACGGUCUGCUACAAUCAUGCUUUGUCAAAGAUGUUUGGUAUUGUAAUACGUGACAUUUCUACCGAAAUAAAUGCUUUUAAUUUUGCA